Cotesia congregata is the source of this 561-nucleotide messenger RNA. The record is from the annotation of a GenBank genome assembly. NCBI's taxonomy places the organism in Eukaryota, Metazoa, Arthropoda, Insecta, Hymenoptera, Braconidae.
AUGUUCGCAUUAAUAAAUCGUAUACUCGACUGGCUAAAGUCGUUAUUUUGGAAGGAGGAGAUGGAAUUAACGUUGAUUGGACUUCAAUACAGUGGAAAAACAACAUUCGUCAACGUGAUCGCCUCCGGUCAGUUCAGUGAAGACAUGAUACCCACAGUAGGAUUCAACAUGCGAAAAAUAACCAAAGGAAAUGUGACCAUUAAAAUAUGGGACAUUGGAGGCCAACCCAGGUUUAGAUCCAUGUGGGAGAGAUACUGUCGAGGAGUUAAUGCCAUUGUCUAUAUGAUGGACGCAGCUGAUCCCGAUAAAAUAGAGGCUAGUCGUAACGAACUGCACAAUCUUCUAGACAAACCUCAACUUUCGGGUAUUCCCGUGUUAGUGCUAGGCAACAAAAGAGAUCUCCCUAACGCUCUCGAUGAAAAUGGCUUAAUAGAUAGGAUGAAUCUCUCCGCGAUCCAAGAUCGCGAAAUUUGUUGCUACAGCAUUUCUUGUAAAGAAAAAGAUAAUAUCGAUAUUACUCUUCAAUGGCUUAUAGCUCAUUCCAAAGGUAGUGUUCGUUAA